Rhinichthys klamathensis goyatoka is the source of this 7218-nucleotide messenger RNA. RefSeq names its product supervillin a (gene svila). Lineage: Eukaryota; Metazoa; Chordata; Actinopteri; Cypriniformes; Leuciscidae. Gene Ontology annotation, biological process: barbed-end actin filament capping; cytoskeleton organization; actin filament severing. Gene Ontology annotation, cellular component: actin cytoskeleton; cytoplasm. Bases 293 to 7201 code for a protein of 2302 amino acids. The record is from RefSeq and is a predicted model, not a curated record. The transcript is spliced from 44 exons. Gene Ontology annotation, molecular function: phosphatidylinositol-4,5-bisphosphate binding; actin filament binding.
GAGGCUCUCCGUCAGCAGAGUGUCAUAGUGUUGGAGAGAUACUGUUCUCCUCCUCCCCUCGCAGCAUUUCUCUCUCUCUCUUUCUCUCCACCUCCCUUCUCUGGCUGUCCCAGGACUGCUGCAGCUAACUCUGCAUCACCUUGCAGUUCAGACACUGCUGCCUUUCUGCAGUCCUCUCUCUCUUUCUCCUAUUUUUCCUCCUCUCUUAGGUCCUUCACUAUCCCCCCCCCCCGACCUUUCUGGUCACUUUCUUUUCUUAUCAGUCAUCCACUCCUUGUUUUAUUCUAUCAAUAUGUACCGGAACCCCUGGAUCUUCAACUAUAUCAACCAUGUCAAGUUGUGCCAAGGCUUCACAGGAGAAACAGCCCCUAAAGUUGACAGUACCAAACUACAACGGAGAGCUCUUAGCUUCCAGAAAGAGUUCUCGUUUGAGGAGAAAGACGAGGGAACCAACAAAGAAGUAGAUGUCAGUCUGCUGGGAAAUACACCCAAGGUCUCAGAAUUAAGGAAACGUUUUGAGAGUAUAAGCACGAGUCAGAGUUGGGACAUGAACAGGAAAGAACGAAUUGCACGGCGUCUGGAGGGAAUCGAUGGUGAUGUUCUCCAAAAUCUCCCAGGCUGUGGCGGUCUAGUAACCAAUCGAAUGCUAGAGGAGGACACUCCUAGAUAUACCCGUGCAGCAGACACCUGUGACCCCUGUACAGUUUCUCUUCAGCACUAUAGCAAAAAUGACCCAAACUUCCCAAAUCCGCACAGUGCAGAGGUUCAGUCCAGAACCUACACAGUCCAACCGGAGUCUGUCUACAGCACUAGCUCCACUCAUGUGGCAGAGCUGGACUCUAAAGCUGAAAGGAUUGCUCGCUACAAGGCAGAACGGCGCCGUCAACUAGCAGAGCGCUAUGGCAUCUCUCUGGAUCAGGAGACAGAAACCGACUAUUCCGCUCGCUACUCCAGAACCUCCAGAGAGCCCGACAGCUCAGACCGACAACACAGGUCAAGUGUAGAAGGAGAAGACAGAGUGGAGCAAAAUGCUUACACCACCAGCCAUCAUGUAGAUAGGGCCAGCUCUCACAUUCACACCGAUCCAAAAUACAGCAGAGAACGCACAGACUCCAUCUCUGAGCGCGAAAGGAUGAUGAAUCUGGAGAACCAGAGGAGGGCCCUAGAGCGGAAUAGAUUGCAUGAAAGUGGAGGGGUUGCACCUGACCCAUCUGCAUAUAUGGAUGUGUCUGGGUCUGCCAGGGUUCCAGGGAGGGAACCAGGGGCGAUGGGGGUUCCCAGCUCGCCUAAUACAGGUCGAAGGGUCAUGAUGCCAUCUCCCAAACAGGAAGCAUCUCCUGGUGAUCUUUUUAUUGAGCAGCAGGCUCAAAACAUCCUUCAAAGACACAGCUCCCGUAGCCAGUCAGCCAACCAAUGGUCACUUCAGACUGAUUCAGAAGGAGACACCCUCUCUCCAAUCAACUGGCCUUCCAGAAUCCGAGUUAGGGAGAGACUGGCCCGUGACGAGCCAUUUCACAGGGGUCAAACAACAGAGGCAUACCAGGCAUACCCUCAAUAUCACCCACACACUCGGACCCUCCAUGAUGCUCCAGCCAAGCAGCGGCUGACCCACCCUGGGAAAGAGGAACGCCAUGACCUGGGGUGCCAGAGCUACUUUUCUAUGGGUAGUGAACCUGGUUCCAGGCAUAAACUAGAGAUUCAGGAAGUACUUGAAGAAGUGGAGGGAAAACAGAAUGUGAGGACAGAGGGGCUACUGCGGAGCAGGAAGGCCGUUUUACCCUCUGAGAUUCGACAUAAAGAACGGAGCACAGAAGACUCGUGCCAUGGAGGUGCUGACAACAUGGAGGUAAAUCCAGGCAUCAGUGGGCACAGGAGCGAGGGUGUUGUAGAUGACCCCAGAGGGUGGCGUGGAGGUCGGUCAAGGCAGGAAGUUUACACAGAGCAUGUGUCCCGUCUUCAGGCUGAAGAGUCUAUGCAAGCAAGAGCUCGAGAGGCCCAUAAGUGGGCUGACGCUAGCUGCUACGCCCCAGUUCAGACCUCCAGAGGGAGAUGUAUGCCAAAUUCAUCCAAACCCCUGGAUGUUAGAAAUGUCCAAAAGACAGCUUUUCAAGAGAACCCCAUCCAGGACCCAGUCAGAGAGGCUGUGCCCAAUGGCGAUCACCUAUCCCAUGAUGCCAGGGUUUCAGUGGCCAAACUUCGCCACACCUAUCUGGAAAGUGUUGCGAGUCCCCGGAAAGCCGAACUGGCAGAAGAGCUGCCUGUGGUUACAGAGGCACCCUGGAGAAGUGAGAGGGUCAAAGAUCGGUUAUCUCGUCGCCCUUUGCGGUAUAUUUGUCCCACUGAGAAUAGAAAGACAUCUGAGAGGUUUAGAACUCAGCCAAUCACAUCAACUGAGCGUGAACAGUUGGACCGGUCUUGUCCAAGCCCUGAAUCACUAAGCCCUGAGGUGGAUGAAGAGAAGCUAGAUGACAGAGCAAAGCUGAGUGUCGCUGCCAAACGCUCUCUCUUCAGGGAGCUGGAGAAGACUUCAGAUGGUUCAGUUCUGAAGGCAUGGAGCCGUAAUCCUGCCGUUGAGCGGAGGUUGAGGAGAGGUCAGGAUCGCUCCCGCACUCAGCCGGUCACCUCAGAGGAAGUGGUCAUUGCUGCUACUGUCCCUGGCCACUUGUCACAGUCCGCGACUGUACAAACCUCUGUAGCGCGUGUUCCUAGUCACACUAUACUCAACAGCUCUGUGACCAAAUUCAGCUUGCAGGCAUCGUCUCAGCAAACCUCCAUGGUGAGGGAACAGGCCAGAGAGGUUCGGCUGGCUGAAGAGGCGGCAGAGACAGAUCAAGUUCGCCAUGCAUCCCCAGGGGAGGAUGGCCAAGAGGAACCAGACCUUUCCACGCUCACUCUGGCAGAGAAGAUGGCACUCUUCAAUCGCCUAGCACAGCCUUCCAACCACGGCCCUCGGGCCAGAGGAGACACUCGUGCGCGCAGAAACAACACUCGGUACCAGACUCAGCCAAUCACACUUGGAGAGGUUGAACAGGAUGGUUCUGGUUCUGAGAUGUUUGACGAGGAAUCGGAGUUCUCAGAGGAUCUGAGUGAUCUGGAACAUCUGCAGCCUGCGGGUGGAGCUCGUUUUGCGUCCACCUCUACCUCGGCUCUGAGAUCCUCCACUGUUUCAACUGAACAUGCUGGGGACAUCCACUUGACCAUGUCCAAUGUAUCUGGCCCUGCCUACUAUGAGAAGACCCUCUCCCCACCUCACCAUCCUCAACCUGCCCAAGAGAUCCAGUCACACCAGAGUCCAGAUGUGUCCCUGGUGACCCAAGGAGAAAGACUGGUAUUGAACAUGGGGAAGAGGAAGCUGCCCUCUCCAGAGACCAUGAAACGGACACCACACGCUCAGCCAGCCAAAGACUGGGAGGAGCUUAAAGGGCACAAUAAGGUGCUGGUGACCUCUCAGGACCUCUCAGAAACAGAUGGAGAGCACAAGUCAAAGGCAGCCAUGUCAGAUCUUCCUGUGCACACAGCCACAGUACGUGCAGCGCCAGCUGUAUCGCAGGGCUUAUCCUCAUUACGGAGUGACUCUCUUGCACAACACACACACGCAGAGUCAGCCGGACCCCUCCUAGAGGACGACAGGAGAGAAGAAGAGCAGGAGACAGACUUUAAAUCAGAGGAGGGAGACCAGCUCUCAGACAUCAUGUCUGCCAGACAGAUGUCCAUCAAAGACAGGCUGGCCCUCUUGAAGAAGAGUGGAGAAGAAGACUGGAGGAACAGGAUAAAUAAAAAACAGGAUGUGGUGCAGGUUGCUGUGUCUGAAAGACACGCCCAGCUAUGGGAAGUGGAGCAGAGCUUCAAGAAGAAGGAUGAUGGGAUGAUGAUGAUAGAUGACUUUGCUGUGUCUGAUCAACUCUGGGAUCCUGUCUUUUCCUCCUCCUUUUCAUGUGCAUCUGAACCACUGGAUCAAAUAGCAAUCCUCCCCAAGGCUACCCCCCUGCCCGUGCAGGUGGAUGAGCGUCACCCCUGGAGACGGAAGAGGAUGGGAAAUGAGAUGGUGGAAAGCCAGCGGAGUGAUCGAGUAGAGAUGUCUAUUCAGGAACGCAAGCAGCUCAUCACCUCACAAGAGGAUGCGUGGAAGGUCAAAGGUUACAGAGCAGCCAAUGACUCCACUCAGUUUACAGUGGCUGGCCGAAUGGUUAAAAAAGGCCUGGCAGCACCUUCUGCUCUUACAAAUCCAGUGCUGUCCCCUCUGUCCUCUAAAAACAAGAAUGCCUCCCAUACAAUCUCAAAGCCACACGAAGAGAUUGAAGUCAAACAGGACAUGAAGCUGGAGUCAGACAUGAAGCUGGAAAAGUUGGAGUCAUUCCUUGGUCGUCUCAAUGGUAAAGUUGCAGGUCUUCAGGAGGCCACAAUCGCAGUCACAGAGAAGUCUGUUAAAGAGGUCAUGACUCUGGAUGAUGAGACCUUCGAUAAGUUUUAUCGACACACAGAGGAUAUAGCCAAGAUUACCAGCAGAGUGGAAAUCAAUGACGAUUUUGAUGCCAUCUUUGGAGUGGAGCUGCCCAGGUUGACCUCAGAGAUGGUGCAACACAAGCGGGCGGUACGGCCAACCAGAAAUGUUCAGUCAUCCAGAAACCCUCUGAAAAUGCUGGCUGUUCGGGAGGACAUCAGACAUGAAUACACAGAACAGAGGCUAAACAUCGGCCUUCUGGAGAGCAAGAGGAUGAAACAGGAAAAGAUGAAUAAGAACAGCGGUUUCUCUGAGGUUGCUCUUGCUGGGUUGGCGAGUAAGGAAAACUUCAGCAGUGUGAGUCUGCGAAGUGUGAACGCCUCUGAGCAGAGCUCCAACAACAGUGCCAUGCCAUAUAAAAAACUCAUGCUCAUUCAGGUCAAAGGUCGUCGGCACGUUCAGACCAGACUGGUUGAGCCCAGAGCUUCCUCCUUGAACAGUGGUGACUGCUUCCUCUUGAUUACACCCCAUCAUUGCUUCAUCUGGAUUGGAGAAUUUGCUAAUGUUAUUGAGAAGGCCAAAGCUGCAGAGUUGUCCACGUUCAUUCAGACCAAGCAUGACCUGGGAUGCAGAGCGUCAUAUGUGCAGACCAUCGAGGAAGGUGCCAACACUCACACUCCGGCUGCCAAAGAGUUCUGGAAGAUUCUCGGUGGCCAAGCCAGUUAUCAAGCCGCUGGCACUCCAGAAGAAGAUGAGUUCUAUGAGACUGCCGUCGUAGAAACCAACUGCAUCUAUAGGCUUAUGGAGGAUAAACUUAUUCCUGAAGAUGACUACUGGGGUCGAGUUCCUCGCUGCACCAUGCUUAAUUCUAAAGAAGUGCUGGUGUUGGAUUUUGGUAGUGAGGUCUACGUAUGGCAUGGUAAGGAGGUGACGCUGGCUCAGAGAAAAGUGGCUUUUCAGCUGGCAAAGCACCUGUGGAAUGGCACCUUUGACUACACCAACUGUGAUAUUAAUCCUCUUGACCCUGGAGAGUGCAACAAACUUAUACCCAGGAAAGGCCAGGGACGACCAGACUGGGCUGUGUUUGGCAGGUUAACUCAGCACAAUGAGACUACUCUUUUUAAAGAGAAGUUUUUGGACUGGAGUGACACCAAGAAAUCCUCUAAGAAGAAUGGUGACUCGACUUUAGUUGAAAACAAGGAGCUUCGGAGCGGAGAAUGUCGGCCCUAUGAUGCGUCACUGAUGUUGUCAACAGUAUGGACGCCAGUCAAGACCGUUCUGGAUGGAGUCGAUGUGGGACGAGGUUAUGGACUGGUGGAAGGUGAUGAGCGGCGUAAUUUUGAGAUCAGCACAUUAUCUGUUGAUGUCUGGCACAUUCUAGAGUUUGACUACAGUCGAUUACCUAAACUGAGCAUUGGCCAGUUCCAUGAGGGGGACACGUACGUGGUCAAAUGGAAGUACAUGAUCAGCACAGCAGUUGGCAAGAGGCUGCAUUCAGAACGGAUCAUCGGUCCAGGGAAGGAGAAAUGUUGUUAUUUCUUCUGGCAGGGUCGUAACUCCACGGUGAAUGAAAAGGGAACCUCAGCACUGAUGACUGUAGAGCUGGAUGAGGAGAGAGGUGCUCAGGUCCAGGUACAGCAGGGAAAGGAGCCUCCUUGUUUCCUGCAGUGCUUCAAUGGAGGAAUGAUUGUUCAUGCUGGAAAGAGAGAAGAGGAGGAAGAAAAUACACAAAAUGACUGGCGCUUAUUCUGUGUGAGAGGAGAGAAACCCAUAGAGGGCCAUCUGCUGGAGGUGGUGUGCCACUGUAGCAGCCUACGGUCUCGCACCUCUUUGAUCCUCCUGAACAUCCCUAAAGCCAGCAUGUACCUGUGGCACGGCUGCAAGGCUCAGAUGCACACACGUGAUGUGGGCUGUGCCGCUGCAAACAAAAUAAAAGAGCAGUGUCCUCUGGAGGCGGGGCUUCACAGCAGCAGUAAAGUGUCCAUCCAGGAGUGUGAUGAGGGAGCUGAACCACAAGGCUUCUGGGAGGCCUUGGGAAGGAGAGAUCGAAAGGCAUAUGACUGCAUGCUGCAGGAUCCGGGAAAGUUCAACUUCACUCCUCGGCUGUUCCAGUUAAGCAGUGCUUCAGGAGAGUUUGUGGCAGUGGAAUUUGUAUAUCCAUCCAGAGAACCAAAUUUGGUCAACUCGAUGCCUUUCCUUCAAGAGGAUUUGUAUACAGUUUCUCAGCCAGCCCUGUUUUUGGUGGAUAAUCACCAUGAAGUUUACCUGUGGCAGGGCUGGUGGCCUCAGGACAGUGAGAGCACGGGCUCAGCGCGCAUACGAUGGGACUCCGACAGGAAGUGUGCCAUGGAAACUGUACUCCAAUAUAGCAAAGAAAAAAAUGAGAAAAAAACUCCCAAAGCAUACCUGAUCCACGCAGGGCUUGAGCCCCUUACCUUCACUAACAUGUUUCCCAGCUGGGAACACAGAGAGGACAUCGCUGAGAUCACAGAGAAGGAGGCUGAAGUAUGUAAUCAGAUCAUUCUUGUUGAAGACGUCUUGACUAGACUCUGCAAGACCAUUUACCCGUUGGCGGAUAUACAAGCCCGUCCCCUACCAGAAGGUGUUGACCCUCUACGUCUUGAGAUCUACCUAUCAGAUGAGGACUUUGAGGGUGUAGGGGCUUCUGGGAAGAAAGCAUUGGAGAUGACAAGAAGUGAAUAUGAGGCACUGCCAGGAUGGAAGCAAGUGAAUGUGAAGAAAGCCAAAGGAUUGUUUUAGAGGAAAUCUGACUGCAA